Molecule: messenger RNA, 201 nt
Organism: Diabrotica balteata
Lineage: Eukaryota; Metazoa; Arthropoda; Insecta; Coleoptera; Chrysomelidae
Source: the annotation of a GenBank genome assembly
AUGAAAAUUUUUUACGUCUUCGUCAUCGUCUUAUUUGUUGCUCUCAGCGCCAAAACUGCUGUUGGUGACUGUUUGUCAGGAAGAUUUGGAGGUCCAUGUGCCGUUUGGGACAACGACAGCUGUCGUAGAGUAUGUCAAGAAGAAGGAAGACCAAGUGGCCAUUGCAGUCCUAGCUUGAAAUGUUGGUGCGAAGGUUGUUAG